Molecule: messenger RNA, 1606 nt
Organism: Protopterus annectens (West African lungfish)
Lineage: Eukaryota; Metazoa; Chordata; Ceratodontiformes; Protopteridae
Gene: DDA1
Product: DET1 and DDB1 associated 1
Exons: 7
Coding region: 38-418 (126 amino acids)
Biological process (GO): positive regulation of proteasomal ubiquitin-dependent protein catabolic process
Cellular component (GO): Cul4-RING E3 ubiquitin ligase complex
Source: RefSeq, a predicted model, not a curated record
AAAACUGAAGAAGAAAGGAUACUACAUACCUUUUUAGAUGACCACCGAUAACUCUGGUCCUCUGACAGAACAACAUCUUUCAGGAGCUCUUAUCAGUUCAUUUCUUGUGAAGGCAGAUUUCCUGAAAGGUUUGCCAGUAUAUAACAAAAGUAAUUUUAGCAGAUUUCACUCCGAUUCAGUUUGCAAAGCAUCGUCUACGGAUGGAUCUGUGUUCCUACCAACCAGAGAGGUACCUUCCGAACAGAUUAUUGUAACAGAAAAAACUAAUAUUCUUCUACGCUACCUACAUCAACAGUGGGACAAAAAGAAUGCAGCAAAGAAGCGAGAACAGGAGCAAGUGGAGAUAGAGGGUGAGAGCUCUGCACCACCACGGAAAAUUGCUCGAACAGACAGCCAAGACAUGAAUGAAGAUACUUAAGACAUUUUUGUACUGUUACUCUGCAAGAGCUUCCCAUGUUCCUGGUCAUGAUGUCUUACAGUAUCUGCUCCAUGCAGCUCAGUUCACUUCAGAUAUUACAAGAAAACGAAACUAUUUAUUUUCCUCAGCAUUUAUGUAUGGCGUACAGUUAGACUUGGUGGUGAACAAAUUACACUAUGUAAUACCUUAGAUGCCUUUUUAUUUAAAACUAAUAGGCUUCCCGGUUCAGUCACACCAAGUUCUGGAACUGAUUCAGUCCUGAAAGUUUUGGGCCUGAGUGGGUAUUUGUAUUUCCUUUUUUUUUGUCCUACACUUUUGGUGUAGGCCACCUGUUCUUCCCAGAUGCAAGCCCUGUGCUCAAGGUAGAUGGUGGUUCAGGCCAGGAUUGUAAGUCCUAUUGUAAGACCUUCAACAAAUGUAAAUUAUGAGAAAUUGUGAUGUAUCUCUUGUAUGAUUUGUGUAGUCCCCACUGACUCAGCUGUUCAGUUAUUGGUUAUUUUCUUUUAUUGUAAACAGCAUUUUAAUGCUUUAAGGUAUGACUUGCUUUAACAAAAAGAGACCACAAAAUGAAUUAUUGUUGAAUGCCUUUUGUAGUUUUGACAGGGCUGCUGAUAAGUAAUGCAUAUGUUUUUUCCCCAUGAGGGCGUUCUGCCUUAGGCUUGGAAGUUGUUUAGAGACAAGUAGGUUUCCUGGGCAGCGUUAUCUGUUUUUUCUCAAGAUGGAUUUUUUUCAGUCUGAUUCCUAUGAGCUGAAUUUUUGUGAUUAGAACAUCUGGAGCUUGAAGAAUGUGGAAUUAUUUCCAAUGCUGCAUUGUGUGUACAGUACAUUAAUUUGUGGAGAAACUAAGAAUGAAUUGUGUAGCACCUUUCUUGUAACCCCCCCCCUCCUUAGCACUUCAAUUCAAAAAGAUGCACGAGAGUAGUUCUGCAUCUUAGUUUGGAAGGAAAAGUUCUCCUUGUAGUCUCUCUGCUUCUUUUCUAGAUGAGCUUUUAGGAUUAAAUGCAGUGUUUGCAUUCCUCUAUAGGAAGGUGCCUUCAGCUUGCUGUGGCUGCAGUUUCAAGCCUUCAUACUUCUUAUGGAGUAUUGUUGCUGAGGAAGCAAAAAGAUGCAACAAAGUACAGUCCAAAAAGUUAACAUUGCAAUGGUCCUUGAUGUAUUGAUUUGCAUUUUUCCAUACAUGGUACAACA